UGCAUAGCUGAUAUAACUCCCCAAUCUCAAUUAAUGUUCCAGUUUCUGACCCAUAACUUGCUAAAAUUAACUGCAGAAAAAGAAAUUAGGGACUAAAUUGCUAAAACGCAAAAGUAUGAGGGACAUUAGCCCACUAAACUAGUAUAUAAUGUUGUCCUACUUCUGAAAAGUGGUGCUUUCAGAGAGUCAUGGAGAAGGAGGAGGAGAAGAAGAAGAAGGAGAAGGGGAUUCGCAAAGCUCUGCAAACGCACCUCUCGAAGCUGAAGAGGAUGCCGUCGAAUCUAGUUAGCUUCUCGAACUCCGGCCACCCUGCUGCUUCCGCCACGCAUCGCCUUUUGUCGGCGUGCAAGUACCCGAGCACUCCUUCCAUGGGCGCCGGCCGGCACACCGGCGCCACUCUCUCCGACAUCGACCGGUUCCUCUGCGACAACUUUCGUUCGCUCUACGUCCACGAUGACGAGGCACCGCCUGGCUCCGCUCCGUGGAGCGACGCAACCGCGCCAUCAUCGUCAUCUUCGUCGGAUGAAAAAAGCGAGGGCGUCGCGGUGACGACGGUUUCGGUGGACCCCUAUCGCGAUUUCCGGCGGUCGAUGGAGGAGAUGAUGGAGUCGCGGCUCGCGGAUGCUGCGGACCUGGACUGGGAUUUCAUGGAGGAGCUCCUCCUCUGCUACCUGGACCUCAACCAUGGGCGCGUCCACAAGCACAUCCUCAGGGCCUUUGCUGACCUCGCCAUCAGCUUCGGCCGCUCUCGCCGGUGGAGAUCGGCGGUGACAGAGGGGAAAGAGCAAGCCAGGACGUCGUCGCUGCCUGGGAAGAUCUGCAAGUAGCAAUAAUCAUAUAGACAAA
This is a messenger RNA of Zingiber officinale, 846 nucleotides long. RefSeq names its product transcription repressor OFP11-like. Lineage: Eukaryota; Viridiplantae; Streptophyta; Magnoliopsida; Zingiberales; Zingiberaceae. Bases 189 to 827 code for a protein of 212 amino acids. The transcript has a single exon. The record is from RefSeq and is a predicted model, not a curated record. Gene Ontology annotation, biological process: negative regulation of DNA-templated transcription.